Molecule: messenger RNA, 1319 nt
Organism: Ornithorhynchus anatinus (platypus)
Lineage: Eukaryota; Metazoa; Chordata; Mammalia; Monotremata; Ornithorhynchidae
Gene: PLPP1
Product: phospholipid phosphatase 1
Exons: 6
Coding region: 67-927 (286 amino acids)
Biological process (GO): phospholipid metabolic process; signal transduction; phospholipid dephosphorylation
Molecular function (GO): phosphatidate phosphatase activity
Source: RefSeq, a predicted model, not a curated record
ACCCCUUCCCAUCCCAUCCCAUCCCCUCCCCUCCCCCUCCCGGCCCGGCCUCCGUCGGCCGCCAGCAUGUUUGACAAGACGCGGCUCCCCUUCGUGGCCCUCGAUGUGGUGUGUGUGCUGCUGGCUGGCUUGCCCUUGGGUGUUCUAAACUUGGCCAAAAUAAAGCCCUAUCAGAGAGGCUUUUUCUGUAGCGAUGACAGCAUCAAGUAUCCGUUCCAUGACAGUACCAUCACAUCCACUGUCCUCUACACAGUGGGGUUCACCCUGCCUAUUUCCUCUAUCAUUCUGGGAGAAGCGCUAUCUGUUUACUAUAACCAUUUGCACUCGAACUCCUUUGUCAGGAAUAACUACAUAGCCACUAUUUACAAAGCCAUCGGGACGUUCGUGUUCGGCGCGGCCGCCAGCCAGUCCCUGACGGACAUCGCCAAGUACUCCAUCGGCCGGCUGCGGCCCCACUUCCUGGCCGUCUGCCAGCCGGACUGGGACAAGAUCAACUGCAGCCAAGGUUACAUCGAAAACUUCCCUUGCCUAGGGAAUCCAGUCAGAGUCAACGAAGGAAGACUGUCCUUUUACUCUGGUCAUUCAUCAUUCUCCAUGUACUGCAUGCUGUUCCUGGCACUUUACCUUCAGGCCCGAAUGAAAGGCGACUGGGCCAGACUGGCCCGACCCACCAUCCAGUUCGGCCUCGUGGCGUCAUCCAUCUACGUGGGCCUCUCCCGGGUCUCCGACUAUAAACACCACUGGAGCGACGUUCUGACUGGGCUCGUACAGGGAGCCGUGGUCGCCGUGCUCAUCGUGGUGUACGUCUCCGAUUUCUUCAAAGAGAGAGCCUGUUCCUUCAAGCAAAGAAAAGAAGAAGACUCGCACACCACUCUGCACGAGACCCCCACGAACGGAAAUCACUACGGAAGCAAUCACCAGCCCUGAAAGGGGUAGGGGGUGGGCGCCGGAGGGGCAGGCCCGUGGAAUCGGCAGGUCGCCUAGCGGAAAACGAUAUCAGCGGGAAAGAUGACGCUCAUUUCUUCCUGACGUACAAUGGAAUGGACUGCUGCUACUAUACGUCUUGGAUAUCCACUUUACCUAUGUAUAUAGUCACAUUUAACAUCAAUGGUUAUCUCAUAGCUUUAAAACUCAUUUAAAGAAAAAAAAAACAAUCUCAAGCCUUUCACUAAAGAAAACAACUAGCCACCUGUACAUUUUUUUUUUUUUAUUAAAAUAACGUGGUAAAUGCUUUUUAUGUACAAACGUGUAUGUAACGUGCUUGGCUAGAACCGUGCUCGGUUUAAAUACAACACGAAUUAAAAUGUUUAUAACUGGAA